CCCUCCCUCCGGCGCGCUCUGUCCCUGCCCCGCCCGUCCGCCGGCCCGCCGCGCACGCACCGGCCCCGGCUCCCCGCGCCCCGCCGCCGCCGCGCGCAGCCGGGCCGGGCUCGGAGCUCCCCAUGGAGAAAGUGCCGGGCGAGAUGGAGAUUGAGCGCAGGGAGCGCAGCGAGGAGCUGUCCGAGGCGGAGAGGAAGGCGGUGCAGGCUACGUGGGCCCGGCUCUAUGCCAACUGCGAGGACGUGGGGGUGGCCAUCCUGGUGAGGUUCUUUGUGAACUUCCCGUCGGCCAAGCAGUACUUCAGUCAGUUCAAGCACAUGGAGGAGCCCCUGGAAAUGGAGCGGAGCCCCCAGCUGCGGAAGCACGCCUGUCGGGUCAUGGGCGCCCUCAACACCGUCGUGGAGAACCUCCACGACCCCGACAAGGUGUCCUCUGUGCUGGCCCUCGUGGGCAGGGCCCACGCCCUCAAGCACGAGGUGGAGCCCGUGUACUUCAAGAUCCUCUCUGGGAUCAUUCUGGAGGUGGUGGCUGAGGAAUGUGCUGAUGACUUCCCACCCGAGACACAGAGAGCCUGGUCCAAGCUGCGCAGCCUCCUCUACCACCACGUGACGGCUGCCUACAAGGAAGUGGGCUGGGUGCAGCAGGUCCCCAACGCCGUCAUCCCACCGGCCACGCUGCCCUCUUCAGGGCCCUAGGACUCCCCCUCCCUCCUGUCCCCCUCCCUGGCAGCACCUUGAGCAGAAGGCCGAGUUCCGAAGACCCUCCUUGACCUUCCAUUUCUGGGUGCCAAGCACGCUGGAGGGAUCCCUGACCUGUCUUCCCGGAAGGAGACUCCGCCGCGGCCGCAGACCCCGGGAGCUGCCAGGAGGUGUCUGGCGGGCUGCCUGGAUGCCGACCCCAGCGCGGUGGGCCGGCCUGCAGGGGUGGGACCCUCCUCCUCGCAGAGCUGGGCCCGCUCUUCUUAGCUUUUCUACUCACGGUUAGAGAGAGACCGAGCUGAGCGGCUGGCGGGAAGCAGGGACAGUCUCUAAGUCGCUCCAGGAAUAAACCAGCCCCGUUUCUAUCUGCCUGACCAGCAUGCAGGUCUCGACAUCACCUAGUAGAGUAUCAUGCACACACAUCUACCGUAUAUACAGAUAUAUUCUAUAUACAACCUCUAUAUAAAUAUAUAUAUAUAUAUAUAUAUAUAUAUACAUGCACACGUACAUAUCUAUAAUGUUUGUCUGCAGGACCCAGAGACCCGUGGGAUGCCUUGGUUCUGCCCAUCUGUGUUGGGGGCAGGGAGGGGCCCUGGUCAUACUUCUGGGCAGAGGACAGAGUGUCCUGGCAGAGGUGGGAGUCCCACAUGAGCACAGAGGGGAUCUGAGCUUGUAUGGGCAGGGUAGGGGUGGCCCAUCUUGCUGGCCAAGCCUGGCCUGUUCUCUCUGACCCCAGCUCCCCGCACUCCUGCUUUCCACUUUCAGGCAGCAAGGAUUUCGCUCCCCCCAGAAGGAUUUGGUGCACUGACUCGGGGUAGCCACUUUGCUUCUGUUUGCUCAGAACGGGGCAGAUGGAAGGUUCCAGAAGUUCUGGGAUGGACGACUGAGCUGGGGCCGGGGCUGCAGUAGAGGAGCCUCGAAUGCCAGCGCCACCUGCCCUUGCCACAAUGCCAGCCCGGGGGUGGGGGUGAGGGUGGGGGCUGCCCAUCAGCAGGACGACAGGACCGAAAGCUUCGAUCUGAUCCUGGGGCUCGCAGGGCUCGGGGCCUGCCUUCCCCACCCUGCUCCUGGCCAGCAGUCUGUCCUGUCCAUCCAUCUGGGUCAGCCUUGUGGGGUAACCACCUCCCCCAUGUGUGCCCCUUGGUCACAUGCAUUGUCUCCAAGGAUGUGCUGCUGCUGUGGCUCCUGUGCUCGUGUCCCCUCCUGCCCCUCCUUGUGCUGCCAUCUGUGUAACUGCCUGUCCUCCUUUUGUAGUUUCUGACGUUUGUAACCAGACCCGGCUGUCAUUAAACAGACCCGUUCUUCCUGUA
This is a messenger RNA of Choloepus didactylus (southern two-toed sloth), 2008 nucleotides long. It is a transcript of the gene CYGB, whose product is annotated as cytoglobin. NCBI's taxonomy places the organism in Eukaryota, Metazoa, Chordata, Mammalia, Pilosa, Megalonychidae. Gene Ontology annotation, biological process: oxygen transport. Gene Ontology annotation, molecular function: oxygen binding; heme binding; iron ion binding. The coding region runs from base 123 to 695 and encodes 190 amino acids. The record is from RefSeq and is a predicted model, not a curated record. The transcript has 4 exons.